UUUCCUUCUCAUAACUCUGGACUGUCUGUCGGUCAGAUCUGUUCCGGGCGGCGGCGGAGGCGGGGCCUCACCACAUCCUGAAGAUGUACGACACCAACGGCAGCGUGAUGAACAUCUCCCCGUGGCUGGAGGCCAACAGCCAGGACUCGUACUACAGGCUGGAGGUGGUGGCGGUGGACGUUCAGAGUGUUGCCAUGCCGACGGAGCUGGAUAACAUGGAGUGCCGGCUGCAUCAUCUGGAGUCCAAGGUGAUCGAGGGCGUGGGAAAAGCUCCGGACCUCAUCUACGAACUGAAGAGUCAAGUGGAGUCGUUCAAGAGGAAACUGGAGAGCGUGGAGCACCUGAGCUGGAUGGGGCUGUUCAGGGACGACGGGGAGCGCCACCUUCAGGCCAAGUUCACCUCCAAACUCCAGAGCCCUCCGAUGAGUCUGCAGGAGGAGCGACAGAAAGUCCGCAUGCAGUUCCUCAACAUGAGUUCGCUGCAGGUGACAGAAGAAGUCAGAGAGCACCUGAAAACUCCCAUUUUUGACAACUGGCAGUGGGAGGAGGCGGAGAUGCUGGUUCUCCUCCAGGUGAUGUACACCGACCUGGACUUCAUGACGGCCUUCCACAUCGAGCUGGACGUCCUGCAGAACUUCCUGUUUGAGGUUUACUGUCACUACAACAACAUCCCCUUCCACAACUUCAAACACUGCUUCUGCGUCACCCAGAUGAUGUACGGGCUCAUCUGGCUCACGGACCUCAGGAACAAACUGAGCAGAAUCGACCUGCUCAUCAUGUUGACCUCCGCCCUGUGCCAUGACCUCGACCACCCCGGAUACAAUAACGUCUACCAGAUCAACGCUCAGACCGACUUGGCUCUCCGCUACAACGACAUCUCGCCUCUGGAAAACCACCACUGCGCCGUCGCCUUCGGGAUCCUGUCCAAGCCGGAGUGCAACAUCCUGAAGAACCUGACCUGUGAUCAGUACAAGCACAUCAGAGGAGGAAUGAUCAAGUGCAUCCUGGCCACCGACAUGGCGAGACACAACGAAAUCCUCAACAAGUUCAAAGUCAUGCAGCCGGUGUUCGACUUCACCAACAAGGACCACAAAGAAGUGCUGAUGAAGAUCAUGGUGAAGGUGAGCGACAUCUCCAACGAGGCCAGGCCCAUGGCGGUGGCUGAGCCCUGGCUGGACUGUCUUCUGCAGGAGUUCUUCAACCAGAGCGACUCUGAGAAACUCAAAGGGCUGCCGGUGACCCCGUUCAUGGACCGAGACAAAGUGUCCAAACCGUCCUCUCAGACCAACUUCAUCAGAUUCGUUCUGCUGCCUCUGUUCACCGAGCUCACCAAGCUGUUCCCCUGUUUGGAGCAACAUAUUUUGGAGCCAGUGCGCCGGGCGUUGGACUAUUACUCCACCAUGGAACGAGCCACUAAAGGGGAGGAAGACACAACCAAAGCAUGAGCGAGCGUCAUCUACAACAAUGUGUUCAAACAUAGACGAGAACAGUGAGUGAACGACCUGGAAAAUGAUAUUAUUUGGUCUUUUUGUUUGUGAUGAAAGUUAUUACCGCUAGAAGAAGUUCACAUAUGUUGGUUUGAUCUGAUAAUCACUGGUCUUUGGACUUUUUGGACUCUUUUCUAAAAUGUUUAUCAUCGUUUUAAAUGUUGUUAAAUUCCAGUUCUUCAAUGUUGUGGCGUUUAUGUCUAUGUUACACCAGUAUUAAUAAGCUAAACACAUGUUAACCCUUAAAGA
Molecule: messenger RNA, 1736 nt
Organism: Sphaeramia orbicularis (orbiculate cardinalfish)
Lineage: Eukaryota; Metazoa; Chordata; Actinopteri; Kurtiformes; Apogonidae
Product: high affinity cGMP-specific 3',5'-cyclic phosphodiesterase 9A-like
Exons: 12
Coding region: 84-1445 (453 amino acids)
Biological process (GO): signal transduction
Molecular function (GO): 3',5'-cyclic-nucleotide phosphodiesterase activity
Source: RefSeq, a predicted model, not a curated record